AUGGCCAGCAAGCCCAAGGCCACCCGCUCGACCACCCGUGCCAAGGCUACUGUCAAUCCCGAUCCUCCAGCACAGGCCCGAGCCACUCGCGCGGUUUCCAAAUCCGCUGCCGCUGCACCUCCAACGCAGACCACGAGAAAAACCUCCUCUCGAAAACCACUGAUUAAUCGGGAUAAUUCUCCGGAUAAGACACCCGUCCGAAAUGCUACCAAGCCAAAGGCGGUGGCGAAACCACUCAGUGCCUCAGAGCCAUCACCAGACACAGAUCGUGAACCCAUCAAGGCAUUCCUGAGAAUUCGACCACGUACAGACGACGCCGAAGCCGGAUAUGAACCUUACCUUGAUCCACUUUCAGACUCUUCCGUGCGCAUGACGGAUCCGUCCUCGUCUACUGGGCAUUCUCGGCUCUCGUCUGUCAACCCAACUUCCAUAUAUCAUUUCACGCACGUCUUUCCACCAGAGACUACACAAUCGGAUUUCUUCAGUCACACAACUCUACCUCUCGUUCGAGAUGUCCUGGAGGGCCGGAACGGAUUGCUUUUUGCAUAUGGGGUCACCAACUCCGGAAAGACGCACACAAUCCAAGGCGGCGCCGAGCAAGGAAGUGCUGGAAUCAUUCCUAGAACAUUAGACGUUGUCUUCAACAGCAUAGACGGUUUGCAUGGCGAUGGGAUGUACAGGCCAGUACGACUGCAAGGCAUUGAGCUUGCAUCCGAGUCCGACGAACCAUCCACUGUCCGUCUACCGACCAAACCUGGCGCCACGGCACUGGGCGACGUACUUGAGGAGGACUUGCCCGCUUCUGCGUCGUCAAGCACAGAUACUGAUCCAACAGUACUCACUCUGGAUCGCAAUUAUGAGCACACGAUCUGGCUAUCGUACGCCGAGGUAUACAAUGAGAAAGUCUACGAUCUGUUCAGCGCUCUUGAGUCUGGCCAGACUCCAAGCACACCACAGGCGUCGUCAGGCAUUCCUCCAUCACCGCUACUCUUGACGCGGAAGGCUCUGACCGUCAAGCCCAGUCCAGCCGGUGACGGCGACGGCGACUCCACGCCAGGCAAGUACGUCGCGGGUCUCCGUCAAAUCCACGUCCGGAGCGCGACAGAGGCGAAGGAGCUGCUGCGCAUCGGCCAACUUCAUCGUCGAGUGUUCGGGACGCUCGCGAACAGUCAAAGCAGCCGCAGCCACGCUCUCGUCACCAUCAAGGUCCUCCGGGUGCACCGCGGGGAGCGCAACGACCCAACGAGCAUCCAGACCGCCCGUCUCACGCUGGUCGACCUCGCCGGCUCAGAGCGGACGAAGCACACGCACACCUCCGGCGAACGCCUCCGCGAGGCCGGCAACAUCAACAAGUCGCUCAUGGUCCUCGGCCAGUGCAUGGAGACCCUCCGCGCGAACCAGCGCACGCUCGCCCGCAGCCUGCAGCAGCCCGUCAAGGCCGGCACGCACUCGGACACGCGCGACGUCAAGCGCGGACUCGCGGUCGUCCCCUUCCGGCACAGCAAGCUCACCGAGGUCCUCAUGGACUACUUCGUCGGCGACGGCCGCGCGGUCAUGAUCGUCAACGUGAACCCGUACGACACCGGGUUCGACGAGAACGUGCACGUGAUGAAGUUCUCCGCGCUCGCGAGGGAGGUGUCGACGAACCCGGCGGCGGUGGCUGCUCGCACGCUGCCUUCGCCGACGAAGCCGUCGGCGAAUGCGCGACAGGCGAGCGGCGCGUAUCGGAGGAAGGUCACGUUGUCGUUGGGCGGUCCAGGGAGGAAGGCCAGCGAGGCGCACCUGGAGGUGCUCGAAGAGGAUGAAGAGGUGGACGAUGGCGAUGAGACCAGCGUCGAGGAUGACGAGCCCAUCAACCCGCUCGUCAACGCCCUCUUCGAUGAGGUCGAGGCCCUUCGCAUGCAGCUGUACGACGUCAACCUUCGCUGUGCUCUCAUCGAGGCCGAGACUCGCGAGGAAGUCAUGGUCGAGAUGGAGGAGCGCAUGCAGAAGAUGGAGGACGCCUUCACAAAGCGACUCAUGAGAGUGGUGCGUCGAUCUUCUGCGUUCCAGACUCGGUCUGCAACGUUGAUCCACCACGGGAUGGCGCGUUCGGAAGGGGGCUACUCCGACUCGGUCGCAGACUCAGACGUGGGUCCGCUGCGCAUGAGCGACGUCGGAGAGGGCGAGUUCGACGACGUCGCGUCGUCCGUCGCUGGGCGCGACGCCGACAACGAGAGCGACUCGGACGGGUUCGUCCGUUCGUCCGGCACGCGCAGCCGGACUCCCUCGCCGCUCGCGAAGAAGGGCAAGCCCCGGCCCAUGCGCCAGUCCAUGCUCAAAGCCGCGAUGCACGACGUUGAAGAGGACGAGCUGCUGUCCGACGACGACCUCGACGACGACGACGACGACGACGAAGAGGUCGGGGUGUCGAUCUCCGAGGACCGGCACGGCGACGAGGCGGUGAGCUCUGAGGACGAGGACGAGGACGAGUGGUCCAACUCGGAGGACUCCGAGUCCACCCCGGCGAAGACGGCAAGGGCAAGGCCCCGCAACAACGCCCCUUGCGGCGGCGAGGGCGAAACAGGCCGAGCGCACGACGGCCGGUCGCCGGACAUCGCGCUCGCCGGCCCGGGGGCGGAGUACGUUCCGAAAAAGGGCGAGGUGGACGGUGGAAAGAAGAAGAAGCGGUGA
Epithele typhae is the source of this 2673-nucleotide messenger RNA. RefSeq names its product kinesin-domain-containing protein. The record is from RefSeq and is a predicted model, not a curated record. Lineage: Eukaryota; Fungi; Basidiomycota; Agaricomycetes; Polyporales; Epitheliaceae. Gene Ontology annotation, cellular component: kinesin complex; nucleus; microtubule. Gene Ontology annotation, molecular function: microtubule motor activity; microtubule binding; ATP hydrolysis activity. The transcript is spliced from 10 exons. Gene Ontology annotation, biological process: microtubule-based movement. Bases 1 to 2673 code for a protein of 890 amino acids.